AUGUUAGAAUAUCGUCAAAAUAACAUCUAAGUUAUAGUAAGAGUAAAGCCUGAAUAGGGUUGUAUUUAGGUUGACGAGUGUGAUUCGACUUCAUUAUAGAUAUCUAACAAGCAAUAUCAUUAUGAUCAUGUGAUUCCUCCAAAGGCUUCAUAACAAGAUGUCUUUACAUUGAUAGGUCAACCACUGAUUAACAAUGCCUUACAAGGUUAUAAUGGGUGUGUCUUUGCAUAUGGUCAAACAGGAAGUGGUAAAACUCACACCUUAAUUGGUAAUAAUGAUGGAUUACUUCCAUAAUGUUUACAAUAUAUUUUUGCUUGUUCUAUUGAAGAUCACAAUGUUAUAAUCAAAGGUUCUUAUUUAGAAAUCUAUAAUGAAUAAAUAUUUGAUUUACUCUCAUCAUCUUAAAAUUCUUUAUAAAUAAGAGAGGAUCCAAAGAAAGGGAUUUAUGUAGAGAAUUUGAAUGCAACAGUAAUAUCAAAUUACGAUGAAGCUAUUGCCUUAUUAAGAAAGGGCAAUUCAAAUAGACAUAUUGCUGCUACUAAGAUGAAUAGUGAAAGUUCAAGAAGUCAUGCAGUAUUUUUAAUUCAAUAUUCUACUUCAAUUUAAUAAGAAAAAUGUGAAGUGCAUUUAUAUUCAAAAAUGUACUUUGUUGAUUUGGCUGGAUCAGAACGUUAGAAGACAGCAUAAACAGAAGGAUAACGUUUGAAAGAAACUUAAGCAAUAAAUAAAAGUUUAACUUAGCUUGGAUUAGUCAUUUAUGCAAUUGUAGAGAGAGAAAAAGGAAAUAAUAAAAUUCAUAUUCCAUUUAGAGAUUCUAAACUUACUACUUUAUUGAAAGAUUCACUUGGAGGGAAUUCAAAGACAUUUAUGGUGGCUGCUGUUAAUCCAUUACAUGAAGAGGAAAGUAUUUCAACUUUAAAAUUUGCAGAAAGAGUUAAAUAAAUAAAAGUUAAAGCACAUGUAAAUAAAGAGUAUUCAGGAGAAGAAAUUACUAAAUUAAAUCUAUAGAUUUAAUAACUUAAAGAAGAAUUAGUUAAGAAAUCAAGAGAAUUAGAAAAUGUUUAACCAAGUGAUGCAUUAUAAUCUUAAUUACAUAUGUAAUUUGAUGAAAUUUAGAAAUUACUUUAACAAAUACAUAAAAGUGCUAUAUAAAUGGAAUUAGAAACUGUUGAGGGAUAAUUGUAGGAGUAUGCUGAAAAGAAGAGUUAUAUAAUUUAGAUAUUAAAAUCAUUAAAUUUAUCAUUUAAAGAAGAGGAAACUACUAAUUAUUAAACAUUGAAUGAAAACAUAGAAUAUUAAAAUAAAUUGAAAAUAUAAUUAUUACAAUAGGAAGAUGUAAUUUAUAAAUUACAAAAAAAGAAAAAGGAAUUAGAAUAAAAUAUUAUUGAUUAAUAAUAAGCUCAUAAAACUAUAUUGGCUUCAACAUUAAAAGGUUUUGAAGAUUAAAUAAAGAUGAAAGAUUAUCUUUAUGAUUAAAUAAAAGAAGAUUUAGAUUAAAUGGAGGUUUCUAAAUUGUCAUUGUAACAUCAAAAUGAUAAAUUAAAAGAAGAAGUUUAAUAAUAUAUUGAAAAGAUUGAAUAAAUGUAAAUUUAAUUAUUUUAAAAUUAAUAACAUUAAUCUACUAUUUAUGAAGAGAAGAAUUAGAAUAUAUAAAAAUUAGAUUAAGAUUUAUAAUAAUAAAUUGAAUAUAAUUCUUAAUUGAGAUUAUAAUUAGAAUAAAUUCAUGUAGAAAUCUAUUAAAAUAAUUAAUAAUUCUAAAUUGAAACAAAUUAAUUAAAUUCAUAAAUUCAAUAAUAACAAUUAGAAAUUAAUAGAUUAUUAGAAUGGGUCUAGAAAUUAGAAGCUGAAAAUAUUAAUAUUAAAUCUAAUAAUGAUUUUAAAAGAGAAUAUGAUUAAUUGACAUAAUAAUACUCUAAUCUAAAAACUUAAUAAUAACAUUUAGAAUAAGAAUUGAAAUCUUUGUAAACUGAAAAUUAAUAUAAUUUAAGUGUUAUAGAGAAUUUAGAAAUCUCUAUUUAAUCAUUUGAAUUAUUUGAAGAUAAUUUAAAAUAAGAAAAUUAAUUAUAUCGAAAUACUAUUCUUGAAUUGUAAGAAUAAUUAAAUUAAAAAUAAGAAAUAUUCUUAAAUAUACAAAAAUCAUUUAAAUUAGAUAAUUGUGAAAAUAUUAUUAAUGAAUUAAAUAAUAAAACAAAUUAACUUUAUAGAAAUGAAUAAAAAUUAAGAUAAGAAUUAUCAUAAUUGAAGUCAGAAUAAUAAUUGUAUAUCUAAAAAUUAUAAAUUAGAGAUUAAACUAUAUCAGAUUUAUAAAAUGAAUUAUAAGAUUUAUAAAAAACUCAUAGAACAAGUGAAGUAUAAAAAUAAAUAGAAUAAAAUGAAAAAAGUUAGAGUUAAAGAUAAUUGGAAUAAAAAAUAGCAUCAUUGAAAUUAGAAUAUGAUAAAAUUAACAAAGCUAAAAAUGCAUUAUUAGUUGAAUAUACAAAAUUAGAAAAUAACUAAAAGGAAUUUGAAACAUUCUUAUUAAUCCUAGAAAAGAAACUAUAAGAUUAUGUGUCCAAUACCUUUAGAAAAAAUAGAGUAAUGAGUUAAGAAUAAUAAAUUUUAUAUUUGAAAACUACCUAAAUUAAACAAUCUAAAUUUGUAAUCAUAGAGGCUUUAGUUGAUAUAGUCAUAGUAAUAAAUUAUAAUAAAUUUAGUUAGAUACAAUUGAUAGAUAAAUCAGAACCUUUUCUUAGAUAAGAAUAAAUUGA
Molecule: messenger RNA, 2747 nt
Organism: Paramecium pentaurelia
Lineage: Eukaryota; Ciliophora; Oligohymenophorea; Peniculida; Parameciidae
Source: the annotation of a GenBank genome assembly